AUGUCCGUCGCUCCCCAAGAAUUCCAGUCCCAGCCAUACUACUAUCUUCCAUACCGCCCAGUCUCUUCCCAACGACAAUCUCAACAGGACAUUUCAUACUUUGACUUUAACAACCUCAACCACUCCCAAACUUUCGAUUCUGCCACCGCCGCCGCCAUGGCCGCUGCUGCCGCCGCCAACGCUCAGUCCCAGCAGGACGCCAGUGUCGCACAAGCUCUUGAGAUUGCCCGCGAGAGUCCUGAUGGCUCCUCGGAUCCCACCAUCAGCAAAAUACUCGAGGCUGCGCUGAAGCGAACCUGGGAAAAGGUGAUAAACCGUCCCGAUUCAUAUGUUAUGACGAGAGAUGAAUUCGCCGUCUUCAACUUUUUCCAGCAUCGCUUCACCGGCAACAAGACGGCAGUGAGCGCUCGAAAGCGAUACUGGGACAAUACCCACGCUUGA
This is a messenger RNA of Fusarium sp. VM40, 441 nucleotides long. Lineage: Eukaryota; Fungi; Ascomycota; Sordariomycetes; Hypocreales; Nectriaceae. The record is from the annotation of a GenBank genome assembly.